AUGGCAGAUAACGGUGAAGGUUCGUCGUUGAACCCACCUCGAUCGAUCCCCAUUUCCACUUCGUCUAUUCGAUCAACGUCGCCGGCGCCAGAAGGCACUAGGCAGGCGUCUAUUGCACGGCUGGCAUCUCCUGUUCCUUCUCCGUCUCUGGGGACGUCUCUCUCUUCUCGGCAGGGUAUCCCGACCAGCCGACCGAUCACCACUGCGACCUCGGCCGCCGAGCACAACUUCCGAGCAGUCGACAAUCCAUCUUCACUACCUGGUCCCGGGCAGUCUAUGCUUGCAUCCCAGCUGCAAGAAAGCCUCGGUCGUUCACCUCCCAAAUUCGGCACGCCCUCCCGCCUUGCGGGUUCUCCCCUGACCCAGCCAACUCUCGAUAGCCGCCCCGUGGGCUCUCAGUACGGCUCUUUCGACAACAAGCCCGACCACGAUCCGCACGGUGUAGGGGCAUUUGAAGACCCAGAGGUGGUCAAGAGACAUCUUGUCCUGCCCCAGAAUGGCUCUGACCACCCACAGGCCGGCUCGGAGCUAGGAACCAGCGUCGGAGACGACGAAUUCUCGAGUCUGCAGCUGCAGGGAGGAGACAUCACCCGUCAAGUGUAUCGAUGGGCAGAAGAUGCGGAUGCAGCCCGGUUUGCGCGCAGCAAGAGCUUCAGUGUCAGUCGGCCAGCCCCGGAGGCGGAGAUUGAGGAUAUCAACACCAUUCGUGUACCAGGAGGCUUCCGGAGAGAUUUCUUGCGGCGAACGGCGGGCAGCCCGCACCGAGGAAGUGUGCAAGGAUCCAACUCGGGAGCAGGUCCCGCUCAGCCUCAGCUUCCCACGUCAAGUUUCUUGGAGUUUUUGACCCUCUAUGGCCACUUUGCCGGUGAGGAGCUAGAAGAGGAUGACGAAGUGUUGGGUCCGGACGAGUAUUUCUCAUCUGACACCUGGGAUGAGGGAGAUGAGCCCAGAGAAUCUGGUGAAGAUGCAGCACUGCUUCAAGGUGACACUGCUGGCCGCAAGAAGCGAAAGCACAAGCAGCGUGCCCCACCGGGAAACACUACUACCACCGGCGCAGUCAUGCUGCUACUCAAGUCCUUUGUAGGUACUGGUAUCCUGUUCUUGCCUCGCGCCUUUUUGAAUGGUGGCAUGCUGUUCAGCAGCAUGGUGCUACUAGGUGUAUCAAUUUUGAGCUAUUAUGCCUUCAUUCUUCUAGUGAACACUCGCAUGAAAAUUGAGGGCUCUUUUGGUGACAUCGGCGGCAUCCUGUUCGGCAAGCACAUGAGGCGCAUCAUUCUUGGGUCUAUUGUGCUGAGCCAAUUGGGUUUCGUAUCAGCCUACAUCGUUUUCGUGUCGCAAAAUCUCCAGGCAUUUGUGUUGGCUGUGAGCAAGUGCAAGUCUUUCAUUGAUAUCAAGUUUAUGGUCUUGCUGCAACUGGUGAUCUUCUUGCCUCUUUCCUUGAUUCGGGAUAUCAGCAAGCUCGGGUUCACUGCGCUUAUUGCCGAUGCCUUCAUCCUUUUAGGUUUGUUAUACAUCUACUAUUAUGAUGCUCGAACUUUGAUCGGCAAUGGUGGGAUAUCAGAUAUCAAAUCCUUCAACCCGACAACGUGGUCCAUGUUUAUUGGGACGGCCAUUUUCACCUAUGAGGGUAUUGGUUUGAUCAUUCCUAUCCAGGAAUCCAUGAGACAACCGCGCCGCUUCCCCGGUGUUCUGGCUGGUGUUAUGGUUGUUAUCACCCUGAUAUUCCUGUCUGCAGGUGCCCUGAGCUAUGCAGCGUACGGGUCCGCAACCAAAACGGUCAUUUUGCUCAAUCUGCCCCAAGAUGAUAAGUUUGUCAACGUGGUUCAGCUCCUCUAUUCUAUGGCCAUCCUCCUCAGCACGCCCCUCCAGCUCUUUCCCGCCAUCCGUAUCUUGGAGAAUGAAUUGUUCACUCGCAGUGGCAAAUACAACCCCUAUAUUAAAUGGAAGAAGAAUGUCUUCCGUUUUUUCCUGGUAUUCAUUUGUGCUAUCGUCGCCUGGUGCGGCGCCGAUGAUCUGGACAAGUUUGUUUCGCUGGUCGGAAGCUUUGCUUGUGUACCUCUAAUCUACGUGUACCCGCCCCUUCUUCAUCUUCGCGCUUGUGCGCGUUCUAAACGCCAGGCGAUUGCCGAUAUCACGCUCGCCACCUUCGGCGUGAUCUGCUGCAUCUACACGACUGCACUGACCCUGAAAAAUUGGGUUGGUGCCAGUGCGCCCCAGAGCCCGGGAUACUGUGAUUCGCAGUAA
Molecule: messenger RNA, 2244 nt
Organism: Penicillium macrosclerotiorum
Lineage: Eukaryota; Fungi; Ascomycota; Eurotiomycetes; Eurotiales; Aspergillaceae
Product: putative amino acid transporter
Exons: 2
Coding region: 1-2244 (747 amino acids)
Biological process (GO): amino acid transmembrane transport
Molecular function (GO): amino acid transmembrane transporter activity
Source: RefSeq, a predicted model, not a curated record